Cimex lectularius (bed bug) is the source of this 2444-nucleotide messenger RNA. RefSeq names its product eukaryotic translation initiation factor 2-alpha kinase 3-like. The record is from RefSeq and is a predicted model, not a curated record. Gene Ontology annotation, biological process: protein phosphorylation. The transcript has 10 exons. Lineage: Eukaryota; Metazoa; Arthropoda; Insecta; Hemiptera; Cimicidae. Gene Ontology annotation, molecular function: protein kinase activity; ATP binding. The coding region runs from base 224 to 1822 and encodes 532 amino acids.
UAUAUUAUAACAGUGGCGUAGGUUAAAGUAUGAAAGUCGCGAACGUUCCACACAGCACAUAUUUGAACGUUACAAUUGCUAAACAUUAUGUGUGAAAAAGAAUUAUAUAAUAAUAAUGACCAGUUUAGGUGAUAGAGUAGUAGAAUAGUUUAAAAAUAAUGAUUUACCUUAAAACUAAGACUGAUUGUUGGUGUGAGGAUUGGCUGUUAAGAGGAAAUUCUAGAUGACCAUGAAUGAAGAAGAUUUUUCAUCACUGACGACCGUCUCGUCCUUCGACGGAGGAGAGUCAUCAUGCAAGGAUAUUGUGAAUCAAGAUGACGCUGUGAAUCUUUCACCCUCAAGUCUUCUAGUCGAGUCUUUGGUUGCCCAACUCAGCAUCCUCUUGGAAGAAGACCCACAGAAACAACAGAAAUUGUAUCUCAAUAUCUGCCAGGCUCUACGACAGAUGAACCUCGUUGGAAAGAGCUACAAACGAGACGAUUUGCAGAUAUUGCGCACCCAGUACCAACAAGCGCUUUGCAAGUUUUUAAAUCGUGCUAAAUUAACAAAUGUAGAUAAUAGAGAGACUUUAUGGAAAACUUUAAAUCCAAUACCACAGUUAUCAAAUGGUAUCAUAAAUUGGUCAAGAUACUCCACAGAAUUUGAAGAAUUGGCGUUUAUUGCACACGGAGGUUUUGGCAGUGUUUAUAAAGCAAGGCACAGGCUUGACGGAGGUUUAUACGCUGUGAAGAAAAUCAAUUUAAAAGUGAACCGCAGCCUAAAAGAUAUAAUGGAGGUACGGACUUUAGCCAGACUUAAUCAUCCAAAUAUUGUUGCUUAUAAAGCAGCUUGGCUUGAAAUGAUCGAAAAAGAAUCCCAUCAACAGUUGUCGAUAAAAGAUUCAGAGAAUGAGAGCAAAAAAUCUAGCAGCAAAUCUUUAGAAUUUAUUGUUUUCGACAAAUCAUCAGAAUUGAUCAUUUCUAAUUGCUCAAAAGAGAACAGCAGUUUGAUAAUGAAUGAGCAAAAUAAUGUUUCUGAAUCGUCGUCAUCUUCAUUAAGUUCCUUUAGCGUACAGCAAAAGAUGGUCGUGCACAAAUAUCAAAUGGCGAAUUCCCAUUUCCAGGGAUUGUCACAUUUUGCCACUCUCUACAUCCAAAUGCAGCUUUGCCAACAGACGUUGCGCCAAUGGCUUGACAUCAGAAACCGAGACAGUUCGACUCCAGACUAUAACAUUUGUAAUAAUAUAUUUAAAAAAGUUGUGAAGGGUGUUGAGUACAUACAUUCACAGGGAAUCGUCCAUCAUGACAUUAAUCCUAAUAACAUUUUUAUCAGUUAUGAUCUCAAGGAAGUUCAAGUCGGAGAUUUUGGCCUUUCGUGCUGUAUUGCCACCCAUCAAUCGCAAUCACUGCUCUCAGCUACGCAUCCACAUGGUGAAGUUGGAACUGUCCCUUAUGCUGCUCCAGAGCAAGCCAAUGGGACUUGCAACCCUAAGAGUGAUAUUUACAGCUUGGGCAUUGUUUUGUUUGAACUAAUUCUACCGUUUAAAACGUCGAUGGAACGAAGCGAAAUGGUAAAGAAGCUAAAGUCUGGAAACAUCCCUACAGAUCUCACUGCUAAAUUUCCUAACUGGGCAAAAAUCAUUAGCAGGACAGUGGCCAGCCUUGAGAAAAGACCUACAGCCUCAGAACUGCUAAAAGAGAUGGAGGACUCGAACACAAAAAACACCCUCAGCAAGAUAAAAGACCAGGAGACUAUAAAUAAGCUUAGAAGGGAAAACAUGGAGAAGGACCUGGAAAUUAAAUUUUUAAAGCGUAAACUCAGAGAAAUCCAAAAACAAAAAUGAUCACAUCUGAGGGUUUGUCAACUAUUAAAAGUAGGAAAGUUGGUUCUAGCCUACUUGAUCGUCUACACAUUCCAGACCUGCACUGUCCAUCUUUUGCUGCAAUGUGUUAUUUGUGUAGGCCCACGUCUUGCCUUCUUGAGUGUGAUUCAAACGGAUAGUUUUGAUCAACCAUAUGUCAUUGGUCAAUAUUUUCAGUUUCGUAACAAACGUUACAACGAAAAUCCUCCAUUUGUACUUUAUUUUAUAUAUUUUUAAUACAGAUGGGAGGUAUUGAAAAGUUUUAAAAAUUCAAUUGUGAUAUUUAUUUAAAAAAAAAUUUUUUUUUAAAACAAAAACCUCCAUGUUUGAAGAAUCAUUCAAUUAAUUUAAAUCAUGUACAUUAAAUUCAAUAGGAUAACUAAAUAUAUUUAUUGUAAUUGCAGUAGAAUUUUCUAGUUUUGUCGAAGUUUCAUAAGUUUUCAUAUUACUUCAUGAUAAUAAUCUUAUUUAGAGUUGGGAUGGCUGAAAUCCCUUUGCUCCAUCAGAAAACCAUGUCUUUCCAGUCAAUAAUGUGUUCAACACUAGGUGACAGCCAUGAAAUUUAUGUAUGUAAUAGUUUAAAAUGAAAUUGCCAUGUUUACAA